Molecule: messenger RNA, 5880 nt
Organism: Rattus norvegicus (Norway rat)
Lineage: Eukaryota; Metazoa; Chordata; Mammalia; Rodentia; Muridae
Gene: Zfp619
Product: zinc finger protein 619
Biological process (GO): regulation of DNA-templated transcription
Cellular component (GO): nucleus
Molecular function (GO): sequence-specific double-stranded DNA binding
Source: RefSeq, a predicted model, not a curated record
UCGCCGCCAUGCUCCGGGCUCCCGUUUAAGGCUGACCGAGGUGCGUGAGCUCCGCUGCCUGGGUCAGUGGGAAGAGUGCAGUCGAGAUCGGAAGCCGCGCCAUGGUGAGCAGAAGGCUGCUGUCCUUAGACCGGGAAGAGAGGCGGGCUGAGCCCCCGGAACCCGUCUGGUAGAGCCUCCUUGUGGCUGGAGCGGGAGCGGUGUUCUGGGGCCCAACUCUGGUCAGCUCCGCCCCUCCGACCGCGUUUGCGCAGAGCUCAGAGCAAGGUGGCGGGAGGCUCCGCCCCUCUCGCUUUUGCUGGUGACGUCACUUCGGUGCGGGACCUUGGGUAAUGGACUCAGUGACCUUUGAGGAUGUGGCUGUGAGCUUCACCCAGGAAGAGUGGACUUUGUUGGAUCCUCCUCAGAAGAAGCUGUACGUUAGUGUGAUGCUGGAAACCUGCAGUAACCUUGCUUCUGUGGGAAUCAAAUCAGAAUACCAGACCAUUGAAGACCUGUAUAAACAACCUGGGAAAAAUAUAAGGAACAUCAUAACGUGCUCCGAAUAUACACCAUACGAUCUUGAGGACCAUGGGAAGAAGCAAUAUCCCUCCAGCUCUCUCACAACUAUUCACAUAUACAUGCGAACCCCCCCUGUGAGCAGAACCGAUGGAUGUGAGCUCUGUGCAAAACCCGUUGGUGUCCCACGUUCUUGUGACACUCAUAAGCAAAUUCAAAGUGGAGAGCAGCCCCAUGAGGACAGUAUAUGUGAAACAGCCUUCAUUUGUCCCAGCUCAUUUUGCAUCCGUGGAGGACCUCCCACUGAAGAAAACUCUUCUGAAUGUAAACCAUGUGGUCCAACUCCGGGUUCGCUCAAUUACCUGCCACUUCCCAGUGGAACUCAUAAUGAAGAAAAGCAUUUUGACUGUGCACAGCGUGUCAAAGCUUUCGGAUAUCACGGUUCCCUUCAAAGACAUGAAAGAAUUUGUGCUGGGGAAAAACCCCAUGAAUGCAAGCAGUGUGGUAAGUCCUUCAUUUAUCCCUACUUACUUAAGAUGCAUGAAAGGUAUCACACUGGAGAGAAGCCUCAUCAGUGUAAGGCAUGUGGUAAGGCCUUUCUGUGUUCCUCUUUCCUGCAAAGACAUAAAAGAACUCAUACGGGAGAGAAACCCUAUAAAUGUAAGCAGUGCGCUAAGCCCUUCAGACGUCUCAGUAAUCUACAAGUCCACGAAAGGACUCAUACUGGAGAAAAACCCUACGAAUGUAAACAGUGUGGAAAAGCUCUGAGAAGCCACAGUUCCCUUCAGAGACAUAAGAUACUCCAUGCUGGGAAGAAACCCUAUGAAUGUAAACUGUGUGGUAAGUCCUUCAUUUACCCCUAUUUACUUCAAACCCACGAAAGAUCUCACACCGGAGAGAAACCCUACACAUGCAGCCUCUGCAGUAAAGCCUUCCGUUGCUCCUCUUUCCUGCAAAGACAUGAAAGGACUCACACCGGGGGAAAACCCUAUGCGUGUAAGCAGUGUGGUAAAGCUUUCAAAGGUCGCAGUUCCCUUCGAUUGCAUGCCAGGUCUCACAGUGGGGAGAAACCCCAUAAGUGUAAUAUAUGUAGUAAGGCCUUCCUGUGCCCCUCUUUCCUCCGAAGACAUGAAAGAACUCACACUAGGGAAAAGCCCUAUAAAUGCAGAAAGUGCAACAAGACCUUCCGAGGUCAGAGUUCCCUUCAGUUGCAUGAACGAGCUCACACCGGGGAGAAACCCUAUAAAUGUGAGAUCUGUAGUAAAACCUUCCUGUGUUCCUCUUUGCUCCAAAGACACGGCCGGAUUCACUGUGAGGAAAGGCCCUAUGCAUGUAAACAAUCUGGUCAGGACUCUAAAGACACGAGCUCCUUUCAGAGACAGAAAGUUUCUCAGGCUGGGGAAAAACCUUACGAAUGUAAACAGUGUGGUAAGUCCUUCAUUUACCCAUGCUUACUCCAAGUUCACCUCAGAACCCACACCGGGGAGAAGCCCUAUGAGUGUCAGCAGUGUGACAAAGCCUUCAGAAGUCUCAGUUACCUUCGUAUACAUGAAGGAAGUCACACUGAAGAGAAGCCUUAUGAAUGUAAAGAGUGUGGUAAAACCCUCAGCUGUUCCAGCGCCCUGCAGUUACAUAAACGGACACACACUGGAGAGAAGCCCUAUGCGUGUCAGCAGUGUGGGAAAGCCUUCAGGGGUUUCAGUUACCUUCGAGUCCACCAAAGAACCCACACCGAAGACAAACCCUAUGAGUGUAGGCAGUGUGGGAAAAUUCUCAGUUGCUCAAGUUCCCUUCAGCUGCACGAAAGGACCCACACCGGGGAGAAACCUUACGAGUGCAAACAGUGCGGGAAAGCCUUCAGGGGUCUCAGUCGUCUUCGAGUGCACGAGAUAAUUCACACUGGGGAAAAACCCCACGAGUGUAAACUGUGCGGUAAAGCUUUCAAGUAUCAUAGUUUACUUCAAGUCCACGAAAGGACCCACAUUGGCGAAAAGCCGUAUGCUUGUAAGCAAUGCAGUAAAGCCUUCAAAAGCCUCAGUAACCUUCGAAUACAUGAAAAGACCCACAGUGGCUUCUAUGAGUGUAAACAGUGUGGCAAAACCCUCAGUUCUUCCAACUCCCUCCAAGUACACGAGAGAGUCCACAGCGGAGAAAACUCGUACGAGUGCAAGCAGUGCGGCAAAACCUUCCGCCGGCCCAGCAAUCUUCAGGUACACGAGAAAACUCACGCCGAGGGAAAGCCCUAUGAGUGUAAGCAGUGUGGUAAGUCCUUCAUUUAUCGGUAUUUACUUGAAAAGCAUGAGAAGUCUCACUCUGCGGAGAAGCCCUACAAAUGCGCGAUCUGCAGUAAGGCCUUCGUUUGCCCUUCUUUCCUCCAACGACAUGAAAGGAUUCAUAGUGCCGCGAGACCCCACGAGUGUGUGCAGUGUGGUAAAGCAUUCAAAGGCCUCAGUUCCCUUCAGUUACACGAGAGAGCCCACGCUAGAGAAAAGCACUAUGACUGUACGCAGUGCGGUAAAACCUUCCGAUGUCACAGUCUCCUCCGGGCGCACGAAAGAACCCAUACGGGUGAAAAGCCGUAUGAGUGCGCGGAGUGUGGCAAAACCUUCAAAAGCGCUGGUUACCUUCGCAUACACGAAAAAACCCACAGUGGCUUCUAUGAGUGUAAGCAGUGCGGCAAGAUCCUCAGCUGUUCGAGUUCCCUUCAGCUACAUGAAAGAACCCACACUGGAGAGAAACCCUACGAGUGUAAGCAAUGCGGUAAGGCCUUCAGAGGUCAAAGUUCCCUUAGAAGACACGAAAGGAUCCAUGCCGGAGAGAAACCCUACGAAUGUAAACAGUGUGGUAAGUCCUUCAUUUAUCCGUGCUACCUUCAAAUGCACGAGAGAUCCCACACCGGAGAGAAACUCUACAAAUGUAACAUGUGCAGUAAAGCCUUUCUUUAUCCCUGUUUCCUUCAAAUGCACGAAAGAACUCACACGGGCGAAAAGCCUUAUAAAUGUAAGCAGUGCGAGAAAGCCUUCCGAAGUCACAGUUCCCUUCAAAUGCACGAGAAAACCCACACAGGAGAAAAACCCUACGAAUGUAAACAGUGUGGUAAGGUUUUGAUAAGUCAUAGUUCUCUUCAGAGGCAUAAAAUAGCUCAUGCUGGGGGAAGACGUUGUGAAUGUAAACAGUGUGGUAAGUCCUUCCCUUAUCCGUAUUUACUUCAAAUUCACGAACGAUCUCACACUGGAGAGAAGCCCUAUGAGUGCAAAGACUGUAGGAAAGCCUUUACGUGUUCCCGUUCCCUUCAGAGACAUGGAAAGACACACACCUGAGGGGAAAAUCUCAGUAAAUGCAAGCGAAUGUGCAAGAACGUUUAGGGUUUCUAGUUCUCUUAAAUGUAUAGAAGUGCUGGGAAAAGAGCUAACGAGUAUAGAACAAACGGGGAAGCUUUUGUUGUUCUUGUUGUUGUUGUCGCUGCUGCUGCUGCUGCUGCUGCUGCUGCUGUUUGUUAUGGUAAGUUUGGAAGGGUUCACUGGAAGCAAAAAACAAACCCAUGUAUCUAAGAGAUGUGCUAAGACCUUCAGUUCCAUUUGAAGAUAUGAAACUACCUAGUGGGAAAACCCAGAAUAGAAUAUGAUAUUUCAUUUCUUAGGUCUACUCAAACACAUAAGCCAACGAGGGUAGUCCUAUAGAAAGAGAUAUGGGAUUUGAAACUGCUGCCUUUUGGGAAGUAAAGCUUGUAUCUUAAUGACACUAAAAAAAAAAAAAAAAAAAUCCUGCGAUAACUCCAAUUAGAAGAUCCUACCAAUGUACGUGUGUUGAAAUGUCGAAGCGAAUCAUGUUACAAUGUACGUGAACGAGGAGCUAUGCGGUUUAUGAAUGUAUGGUGUUUUCCAGGGAUUGGCAUUUGAAGACAUUGCCAGCUGCACCUGGUAGAUCAGGCUUAGGUACUCGGGUUUUGCUGCAACUGAUAGCAAGUUCAGGGCCAGCCCAUACAACGCAAUAAAAAUUGGAAAAAAAAAAAAAUAAAGCAACGCAUUCAUUUAGCUCUGGUCUUCCCGGUUUAAUUUCUAGUCCUAGCUUCAGGAGAAAUGAGAAGGUUUCUCAUUGGUGAAUACCCAUCUCUUUGACAGGAAAACACUGAGGUGAAAGUGUUCUGAGUGUAGACGUGAGCAGUAGUGGCUGGUGCAGAUUGCCAGACAAUUUCCUAAUUACCAUCUAUGCACCACACAGUGUAGCCCACCAGUCGCUUAUGCUCCAUGGUAUGAAAGACCCUGCUAGUCUUUGCAAUGUUGCUUCAUUGUAUAUUUUAGGCCUGGUACCAACAAAUAUGUAUCAAACAAAAGAUUUGGCAAAAAAGUAACUGCUCUACCUAUGAAGCUACUUAUAACGACUAGAGUCUUCCAGACUGGAUUUUGUUCAAUCAGAGAUUUAGGUGAAUAUCAAUAAACUCCUAGGACACAUUAAUCUACCAUAAAAUAUCAACACUCUAGACUUAAUUUCCAGUAUAUUGCUGUUUUCCCCAAUAAUAAAUUGACUUAAAGCUUCUUACAGCGUGUACAGUUUUAUUAUUUUUGAUUUCUGCGAAAACACUGCUUAAAAUGUAACCAUUUUGCUAUUGUUUAAAACUAUUUCUUUGUAUGCUUAUUCUAUAAUUUUUGCAUUGUAGAUUUUUUUUUAAAUUGUCUGUGAAAACAGCUCUCCCUUAGAAUAGAGGCAGGAGGUUGGUGUCCGUGGCGUUCAGAUUUAUAUGUGCACUGAUUCUCGUGUGCUUCCCACGUCACUCCCCCAUGUUGCAUCCUGUGAUUAACUGCACCUUACUUUGUUCUGAUCAUACAGCCUGGGCACUGCAUGCGAUAUUAUGCCACACAGUGCCUAUUAGCAGCUCCCGAGGCACCAGCUCACACACAAGGCUUGCCGAAUGUUGCCAACCGAAGUACUUUUACUAAAUAUAGUGAUUUCAUUGUGGGAAACAGACCUCUUUGUUUUCCCAGUGCCAUGCCUCAGCACGUAGGUACUAAAUUAAUUUAUCUCUGUAUUGUACUGUAUAGUAUAGUUUAACUUUAGAAGUUGUCCGAGUUACUGACUUGUACUUUAUUGGAAAAAAAAAGUCAUUCAAUGAUUAUCGGGUUUCAAUAAAGAAAAAAAAAUAUUUCAACAACUUACAAAAUGGUCCUAACUGUAUUUCUGCUGACUGUUCUAUGUGAUGUUCUCUGUAUUUGCCAAGUAUAAAACCAAAGUAUUGGCUCUGAAAAACAUCAUUGAGUCUCUGUGUGCUGCAUUAUCAAAUACUCAGCUGAGAUUUACUCUUUUAUGUAAAAAAUAAGUAUGCCCAUCUUAUUAAUAUACAGACUUAACCUUCAUAAUAAAUGAUAAAAUUGUCUAGUCACCAAA